AUGGCUUUUGGGGGGAAUACUAAAAAUCUCAGAACAUUACAAGAGAGAUACAAUGCUUGUGUGAGAUGUAACCAGUGUAUUAAAAGAGGAAGCAAUGAGAUUUCAUACUCACUUCUCCGGGUCAACCAUAAGUGCUCAGAAAACAUCUUACUGAUCAAGCGUAAAGAUUACCGUUUAGUUUGGAGGCCAGUUGCCGCCCUGCCAGAUUUUCCCAGACCACAGAGGUAUGAUGUUUGCUUGCAUUACAGUGAAGAACAUGGAUGUAGACAGCAUGGAAAUAGAUGUACCUACGCAAGGAGCGAGGAGGAAGCAGACUUGUGGAACUUCAUGAAAGAUGAAGACUUGACAAUUCCUCAGCUCGUGAACCUGAUCAAGACAAACCCCUGGUCUCCGCAGUUAAAGUCUCAAGACAGAAGACAACAGUUCUAUUGCAAAUUAUGUAAUGGCAAGUUUCCAACAAAUGAGGACUUCAUGAACCACUGUUUUACGUUGGAGCACAGGAGACUGAUCUUUGAAGAUUCAUCUUCUCCGUGGAAGUACCGUGAUCCACCGCCGACAAACAAAGAUUUGAAAUUGUGUACAAGAUACCUGAUAUGCGAGUAUGGAGACAGUUGCAUGGAGGCGCACAGUCAAGAGGAACUGCAGGAAUGGAGACAAAGAAUCAAGAAUGCACGGAAAAAAUCUAAAAAUGCAGCUGAGCAGGGUCUUCUGUCUUAUCAAGACACUCUUUUGGAGGAAUACAGGCACAGCAAGAGCAAGGAAAUUAUAAUGAACGACACCCUUCCUGAUGUUUCUGUCACUUGUGAGCCGGAUUUAGAUACUGUCUAUGUAAGGCAAAAGGGAAUACCAUGUAUGUGGAUUUUUACCAUUAUUUCUAAGGUACCUUUAGAAAUUGUUGCUUUACUUAGACAUGAAGUCGGGGCAACAUUCACCCUCAGUAAAGACCCCUAUGUGGAGCAGUCAUAUUCUACUAGUGAUUGGUUUCUAAUCAGAACGAAAAGGGCUGUGUACGAAAUACCAGUGUCCUUCACAUCUGACCAACCAGGACAUUAUGAACAAUGGGUGGUGUUUGACUUCAAUACAAGACCUGUACUGCAACAAAAAAUCAAGGUCAGAGUUGGAGAGAAUGAGCAAGAGGCACAUGAGUGUAAGAGAACAUCAUUCAUUACUCCAGCAUCUGAGGUUCCACAAGAAACACAAAGUGAGUCAGUGACUGACAGGAAUCCUGAGGCCUGGAAUGUGGAAAAUGUGAAAAUCAUCCCUUUUGGUGAAAUAGAAGAGGCAGAGAGGGAGUUGCUAAAUAAAUACAAGCUUGUUAUGAAACAUCAGGUGAACUUCCAAACUCAUGCUGUUUCCUCAAUUGAUCAUGGUAAUUACAAAGAUAGAAUGCACAAGUUUCUGUAUCAGGAGGAAAAGGAAGAAGCUGAACUACUUACAAGGCUGAAUCUACGAGGUGAUGUGCAGUUGAAAAAUCACCUGUCUGAUGCCUGGUUUGGACUGAAAUUUGCUUAUCCAGGGGAACUAUUUGCUGCUGUGCCUCUUUCUCAUCCACUCACUCCUAAUACUCCUCAAGGUUACAUAUUGAAUAGACAUGUUAGCAAAGCUCUUGUGCAUGUGGAGGAAAAUGAUAAUUGUUUUGGGCUUAUUUAUGAGGCUGAAAUUUUAAAAGACACUGCUACUGAGACACAGUUACAUCUUAAGCUCUCUGAACGUUGCUGCACUGAUCUUCAUCUGCAAAAUGGGCAGCAAUGUGAGAUGGAGAUCCAGUUUCAACUAAAUCGUCAAUGGUUCUGCGAGAUGCACAAGGCUGUUGAUGAUCUCCCACACUUUGACAAGGUUUUGCCUGAUCUGAAAAACAGCAGCAUCCCUGUUUCUUGCCAGUCAGAUACAGGGGAUUUAAAUGAGAAACAACAAGCUGCAAUUAACUUUGUCUUGGGAGUAACAGACAAUGCAUACAGUGUGCCACCUUUGUUGAUUUAUGGACCUUUUGGAACAGGGAAAACUCGAACCCUUGCAAAGAUAGCCCAGGCGCUUGUGAAGCAACCACAGAACAAAGUCUUGAUUUGUACACAGACAAACAGUUCUGCAGAUCUUUAUGUGAAAAAUCAUUUCCAUGAACAUGUAACAGCUGGUCAUCAUGAAGCCAAACCUCUGAGAAUAAAGGCAAAGGAAAGGAAUCCACAGAAGUCCACUAAUCACACUACUCUAAAGUACUGCCAUUUAUCCAUUGAUGGCAAUCAAUUUGAGUUUCCUGAUAAAGUUGUACUAGAUUCCACAAGAAUCAUAAUAACAACAACUGCAAUGGCUCGUUACUUUCAUGACAUGAAGCUCCCUGAGAACUACUUCAGCCACAUUCUGAUCGAUGAAGCUUCUCAGAUGUUGGAGUGUGAAGCUCUUAUGGCACUGGGCUUGGCAGGUAAAAAGACACGUGUCGUUUUAGCAGGAGAUCACAUGCAGAUGGGACCCAAGCUAUUCUCUGUGAGGCAAGACAAAUGUUCAGAGCAUACUCUGCUCAAUCGUCUUUUCUAUUACUACCAAACUGAGAAAUGUAGCGCUGCCAAACAAAGCAGAAUCAUUUUCAGUGAAAACUACCGUUCCACAAAUGACAUCGUGGAUUUUGUGUCAACACAUUUUUAUGUGGGAAAGACGGAUGUGAUCAAGGCUACAGGAAAUGUGCCUCCUCAUCCACACCAACAAGCCUUGCAGUUCCAUCAUGUAAGAGGAGAAUGCCGUUUGGACCCAACAAGCAUGUCCUGGUUCAAUCCAGAACAUAUUCAGAUUGUUGUUGACAUUGUGCAAGGAAUUAUGAGGGACUGGCCAAAAGAGUGGCACAAUCAAGAUCCAGCAUCAAUCUGUGUCCUUUCACAAGGCACACAGGUUCGUGAAAUAAGAAAAAGAUUGGCUCAGCUUGGACUGAGGAGUAUUACUGUGGAGAAUGCAGAAAAUGUGCAAGGAAAACAAUUCAGAGUAAUUGUGAUUUCCACUGUGCACACUAUGGACAGCCUAUUUGUGACUAAACAGAACUGUCUUGAGUUUUUCAAUGACAUGCGUGUGCUGAACACUGUUAUGACGAGAGCCCAAUCCCAAAUAUUUGUGGUUGGAGAUGCAGCUGCACUUUCUAGUCCUCACUUUGGGAUGUGCUGGAGACUUUGGGGGUCUUACAUAGGGCAUUGCAUUAACAAAGGAAGUGCCCAUAACCUUACCCAGGAUUCUUUGAAACAAGAACUUCUUGAGAUAUCUGAGCUCUGCAGAAGUGAGAAUGAAGACAGCAGUGAUAGUGAAUCAACCACAUCUGAGAUAUCAGACACAGAUGACCCAAUACUUAAAGAGCUGCUUGAUGAGAGUAAAAACAUAAACAUUACAUUGACAGAGGAAGGCUUGUUUCCUGUUUUUCAAAAUGAGCAUCUUGACAGAAAUGUGGUCAACCACAUUAAAGAAGUAGAUGCAGAGCAUCUGCAGAAUAACUCCACCAUCUACAAAUGCUGUGAGCUGGUCAAGGAGAGUUUUGACCGAGGUUACGCUAUACCACUUGAUGAGCCCACCCUAUGUAUCAAUAUCAAGGGUAGAAAGAAUUUGGGACAGUCAUUCCCUGGAGACAAGGUAGCCGUGGAGAUCCUGAGUGAGCAAUCAAAUCAACUAAAGGGAAAAGUAAUCAAGGUCCUUGAUUGUGCAGAUACCCUCAGAGAAUUUGUUUGCACUCUUGAAAGGCAUGAUAGUCAGGUGAUGACACCAAUUAACAGAUGUGUCUCCAAAAUUUAUACACCAUUUUGUAAGGACAAACCAUAUCACAUUGCAGUACGAAAUCCUGAGGACCUCACAAAAGAGAAAUUCAUCAAAAUAAAUGAGGCGGCCCAUAGAAAUUAUCUCUUUGUUGUCAGAGUCCUUAAGUGGAGAAAGGAUUGCUGGUAUCCCUUGGGAAUUGUUGUGGGAGUGUUUCCAAAAAUAGCAACUUUAGAGGAUGGAUUGAAGGUACUUGACAUAGAGUUCCAGUUGAAGAGAACACUUCCUUCAAUUGUGGAAAAAGAGAUGCAACAUUUUCAAGGUCUUAAAAUAUCUGAAGAUGGAAGAAAAGAUUUCCGAGACCUCCCAGCAUUCACCAUUGAUCCUGCUGAUUCACAGGACCUUGAUGAUGCUAUUAGUGUAAGGGAUUUAGGUGAGUGCUAUGAAAUAGGGGUCCACAUUUCUGAUGUUGCAAGUUUUGUGGCUAAAGACAGUGAACUGGAUAAAUAUGCAAGACAGCAAGGUACUGCAUUCUAUACACCAGAGAAGGAUCCAACAUAUAUGUUCCCUGAAGAACUGAGUGCCAAUUUCUUCAGUCUAAUCCCUAAUCAUGAUAGACGAGCCAUCUCCUUGAUGAUGGAAAUUGAUAAAAGGACACACUGCAUAAAGAAGAAAUCUUUCUGCAAGUCUGUCAUUUGCUCUAAAAGGAAGUUGUCCUAUAAUGAAGCUGAAGACAUAAUUGAAAAGCCAGUCAAUAGACAGCAUUUUGACCCCCUUAAAGUCUGCCUUAUGACAGCAUGUCACUUUGCCGAGGUUCACAGGAAAUGCAGGAAACAAAAAGACUGGUGCUACAACCCUCCAGAUGAGGAUGUGACCCUCGGAAGAAGACGAUCUCACCAAAUGGUGGAAGAGCUGAUGAUCAUGUUUAACUAUACAGUUGCUGAACACCUUCUGUUUGAUGAAGGAACAAGGAGCCUAACUCCACUCAGAUGCCAGGACAGGCCAAAAAGUGAACAGAUGAAUUACCUUUUUAACAAAAAUGCCUCUUUGAUUCCUCUGUCUGUUCACCUCUCAUGUCAAGCUGAUGCAAGUAAAGGUGAUUCUCACAAACAGAGGAGCCAAAUUUUGAGUAACUUUGACUUGCCAAACCCAGAGACUGCUGAAACCUUCCCCAUAUUAAUAUCACUUUUGAAAAGUCUUAAGAAAGCUGCUCAGGCCAAAGACAAAUACAGAAUAAUUGACUUAAUUACAACUGAUGACAUUCACCCCCAGCUUCUUCCUUUUGCUAUUGCAUUUAGGAGACUCUUUCACAAAGCAUAUUUUUUGCGCUCAAACUCGACCCACGGUGCAAGAAUUGGGCACUACAAUUUAGAUCUUGACAGUUAUACAUGGGCCUCAUCUCCAAUUCGCCGGUAUAUAGAUGUCAUUGUGCAGCGUCUUCUUCAUUCUGUGAUUGACAAGACAGAACCGCAUUACACAUCACGUGACAUUAACUUGUCUUGUAUGGAAUUUGCCAGGAAAAAUCAGCAUCAGUCAGCAUAUGAGAGGAAAGCAAAUGCCCUUCAUUUUGCAUCAAAACUGUCAACCCAGAGUGAAAGGAAGGUGGCAUACAUUGUGGAAGUCAAUCCAUCAGGGACAAACUUCAGAAUAUCCUUCCCACUUAACAGAGACUCUAUACCAGACAAUGUAGGCAUUUUUUACAGGGACCUUCAGUUGGCAGAUCAACCAGAGUUUGAUGAAACAAACAACAGCAUGAUCUUGACAUGGGUGCGAAGGAUAUAUUCAUUCUCCAAUCCUCAUAUCCACACUGAAGUGAAACAACAAAAUCCAAACUCAGUCACAGCCUAUGUCCCUACAAAGACCUGGAAAUGCCUAGUAGAUGCUCUCAGAGCAGAAAAAUGGGAAUUAAUGUUUCCCUUGAUUGAGGAGCUUGACAUUAGCUCAAGAACCCACAGAGAACACUUCCAGGAAAGACUGAACAAAGCCAAAAAUUCAGGAACAGAUAAAUCUGAGCAUUAUGCUGAACUGUCUCUGAGAUUAAAGCAAGGUGAAGCAGUUGAGGUGCAGCUAGGUACAGACACAGCUCGAGGAUUAAUGACACCAGCAGUUCAGCUGUUUAUUGUGCAUCCAAAAUUUGAGAUUUGUUUGGAGCAUGUAAAAGAUCCAAUCAAGUGUUUUUCAAAAUACACGCUCAACUCAUCAAGGAAUUCAUACAACACAUACAUGCAUUAUCAGGCAUUAUGGAAACCUAUGUGUGAAAUGGAGUCAGUGUCCAGUGCAGUGGCUGAAAAUGAGAGCAUUGUUUUAGAAGAUGUACCUCUGAAAUGGGAUGCAUCUCUGCAAGAGAAACUUAGUGGGUAUUUUCUACUCCCUCUCGACAAAAAAGACAAGUGGUCCAUUGAAUGUGACCUCAGGAACUGCUUCCUCUGCAUUCGAACAAAGAUUCCCAAAAAUGAAUGCUGUCCAUUUCUUGACAACUCUCAGUGCACAGAUCUCAUGGAUAUCCCCAUUAUCAUUUGGGUGGCCCAUGGUGUAAUUACAAAAGUUGAAGAAAAGAAAACAAAAGUAACAAGACAUUUACAAAUUGACUUUCGAAUUAACCAUAUGCCAAUGACAAACAUUCCAGAGGACAUCUACUACGAGAGCACAAGAUUUACAGUGGAGCUAAUUCCAACGCUUCUGCCAGAUGUGCGCAAAGAAAAUGCAAUUGACAGUCUAACUAAAGCUAACCAGCUAGUGAAAACCAUUGCCAUGGGCAAAGGAAUCAACUACGAAGGAGGCAGUAAAAUUUGGAAGCAGAUGCCAGCCAGAUUUGAGAUUAAAGAUCUCCCUUCUGGGUUUUCCCAUCUUAACAACAGUCAGUGUAAAGCUAUAAGAGAAGCACUGAUCAACCCAUUUACUCUUAUCCAAGGACCACCAGGGACUGGAAAAACAAUUGUUGGUGUCCAUAUUGUGUACUGGUUGCUCGAGAUAAUUCGAAAGCGUCCUUCCCCUAAUCUUCAAAAGAAGAGAGCCAUUCUAUACUGCGGACCAUCAAAUAAGUCUGUUGAUGUGGUUGCAGGACAUCUCCUAAAACUUGAAAAACAACUCAGACCUCUCAGAGUCUACAGUGAUCAGAUGGAGAUGUUGGAAUUUCCUUAUCCAGGCUGCAAUCUGAAGCUCUCGCGGCAUUCUAAAAGAGUGGAAAAGCCCAACACAGAGCUCAGCUCAAUUGCAUUACACCACCUGAUUCGAAAGGUUGACAACCCAUUCUCUGCACAAAUACUGGCUUUUGAUGAGAAAAUUCGAAGAGGAGAUCACCUUACUAAUGAAGAAAUAAAAUGCUACAAAGAAUCUCUCCAAAAGGCUCGAAAACAUGAAUUAUUGCAUCAUGAUGUCAUCUUGUGCACUUGUACGGCAGCAUCACACCCUGCCUUGGCUGAAGCCCUCGACUUAAAACAGAUCAUCAUUGAUGAGUGUGCCAUGGCAACAGAACCUGAAGCCUUCAUUCCCCUAGUAGCUCAUAAACCUGAACAGAUCAUUCUUCUGGGCGAUCACAUGCAGCUACAGCCCUUAGUUCAUUGUGAUGUGGUAAAGAGAUUGGGCAUGAGUAAAUCUCUGUUUGAACGUUACAUGGAGAAAGCACUGAUGCUUGACACUCAAUACAGAAUGCAAGAAGGCAUUUGUGCAUUUCCAUCUCAGGAGUUCUAUCAAGGAAAGUUAAAGACUGCAGUGCCACACAAACCAAGUUUUUUCCACACAGAAUCAAGGCAAACUCCCAUAGUCUUUGGGCAUGUUGAAGGGAAGGAGAAAAGUCUGCUGGUCUCGACUGAACGAGGAAAUGAAAAUUCAAAGGCGAAUGAGGAAGAGGCAGAAGAAGUGGUGCGGAUCGCCAAGCUUUUGAUCCAUGCUGGGAUACAAGCAAAAGACAUUGCCAUUCUAACACCGUAUAAUGCUCAAGUGACAAAUAUUAAUGAGUUCCUGUCCAGUGAGGGCAUGUGUGGCAUCACAGUCAACACCAUUAUGAAAAGUCAAGGAAGUGAAUGGAAAUACAUAAUCUUGUCAACUGUGCGCUCUUGCCCCAAAUCUGAAAUAGAGACGCAACCAACCAAAUCCUGGAUUACAAAUCGGCUUGGAUUCAUCAUGGACCAGAAUCAAGUCAACGUGGGCAUCACCAGGGCACAAGAAGGACUGUGCAUCAUUGGUAAUGAGAACUUGCUGCGAUGCAGUAUUUUGUGGAGAAAGCUUCUGAAUCAUUAUCAGGAGAAAAGAUGUGUGGUGAAUCCUGCCAGCAACAUACAGGUCCUAAAACCUCAUGCUGACAGGACUCAGAGAACUAAGAAAACCGCUAGAAAAUGAUGUUUUAUUCCUUCUUCAAUGUGUUGAGUUUUGUUGCUCUAAUUUCUUUCAAUGUAAAAUGUUCUCUAAUUUACUUUUCAUUUACUCAUUUAUGCUCUUUUAAAUUUAAGUAUAUUAAUUAUUACUUUUUAUCAUUUUUCAACAAAAUGGAGAAAUUAUAGGUCAGUCAGGGAAACUUUGCACACGUCAGAUCAGUAAAUUAAGCAUUUGUAUGUAGGUUAAUAAUAUAAAAUAACCAUAUUUUCAUGGCACUUUAGUACAUUUUAAUUCUAAAAUUAAUUUAUUUUUAUUAAACAUUUUUAUUUUUAGCAUGUUUUAUAUUAUAAUGAGAAAAUGAAGAAACUACUGUAAAUCCCUUGAAAAUCAGAGGGUAUGUAUUUAUUUAUCUGUCUGAUUUCAGAAUGAAUGCAAAGUUUAUGUAGUUAAGUUUGCAUUACUCAAGAUAUCCAUUAUGCUAAGUCAUUGCAUUUGUUAAAUAACAAUUCAAAUUCUUCAGUUAAUAACUUAUUGAUAAUAAAGCAGAACAAUACCUUGCAUGAAAACAAUUUUCAGCAAAGACAAAGUCACAUUUCUGUCAAUGUAACUAUAAAUAUAGAAAUAAAGAAAACUUGUAUUAAGCUUCUUGAUCUUCAGACCAGUAUCAUCAGACAAUCACUAGAUAAGGACAUUGCAUUUAACCAGCAGUUUUAAUACUUGACCACCUGGUGGAGCCGAACUAACAUGUGGAACAAAACUUUCAGAAAAGCUCAUAUUUAUGGCAAUUGGCUUUAGAGCAAUGGUGUUAUGUACAUGACUAAUUUCAUUUAGAUUCCGUAGAUUUAGAUAUGGUGUGUAUAUGUUGAAUAGUUUGUACUUCAACUAGCAACACUAGUUUUCAACAUGUACUCGUUUCGUCCCAAUCUACUGCAGAUGCUAACAUAACAUGAUUCAGGAUUUAGUCGAGGUGCAUCAUUGCAAUGCAAGUAUCAGUAGCUAUUUGUUUAGCUGUGCUGCAACAAAAGAUUACAAUACAAUUAAAUACAUAUUAAAUUAAUAAGUGCAAUUAACUGAAGUGUACAGUUCAAAGGUAGAGUUAAAUGUUUGGAAAAACAUGCUACUCUUACUAUUUCUGCAGUAUGUAGUAUGUAUACAGUGUGCAUAUUUCCUUUAUGCAUGAAGUAUGCUCUACUAUAUCUGCCAAGAUGUGCAGAAUACAACCAGAACACACUGCAUGGAAUAUUCCAUACUGCAAUGCGUUUUGACUUCCAUUUCCAGUUUAACAAAUAACUAAAUCUCAUUAUUUGAUCAGACUGUCAAAAAUAUAUUUUCACACUUGGAUAAAAAUAACGUAUUUUCAAGAUGAUAACUGGAUGCCACUUGCUAAAUUGAAAAUGCAACGUGACAACAAUGUAGCAUGUUCGAAACAUUUAUUGCUGCAUAAUGCUAACUGUUUCACCUACUAUUUAAAAAAAGAAUAAAAAGAAAAAAAGGAAGCAGUAUACUGUACAUAUUAGGAAAUAAUGCACACCAUUCAGUAAGCUAGUAUUCCAUUCUGAACAUAGCCACAAUGAGCUUAUUGUCAAGCAGCAGGAAUAGAUAAUCACCCGAGAUUCUGUAUUAUUAUUCAUUUAUUUUAUGUUUAGUAUGCAUUACCAUUAUAUACUUUCCUUUGCACCAAUAUACAAGCUAAUAUGUAAGAAUACACACACACAAAGAGGGGUGUUAGUAAGGGGGGAGACAGACGCCAGGCUGCUUUGGAAAAGACUCUGAAGAGAGCUGUGGUUUUGCGGGAGAGUGACUAGACAUGAGAGAGAGAGAGAGAGAGAGAGAGAGAGAGCAUUGAUGAGUAACAGGGCAGAAAGAGUGUGUAUAAAUGAAGAGAAAACAGUAACUGAGGAGACACAUUGCAUAUUAGAAUAAACGUGUCACAAAAAAAGAAAAGUUCACCAGUGCAGAAUGUAAACGUGUGUGCUUGAGUGCAUGUGUAUAGUGGAUUUCUAUAUGCUGACUGCCUUGGAAAUGCAUACUACAUGUGUGUGUGUGUGUGUGUGUGUGUGUGUGUGUGUGUGUGUGUGUGUGUGUGUGUGUGUGUGUGUGUGUGUGUGUGUGUGUCUUAUUAGUCUCAUUAGUCUGUGAGAGGUUGGUUGGGGCUGCAGCAGGCCGCCUCCUCUUGCUCUCUCUCGCCGCAGCCUUUGAUGGGUUCAAUCAGUGCCACAUGAGACGGGGGAGAUGAAGAGGACAAUUGAGGGAAAAAAGUGGGAUGUAAAGUAGGAGAGAUGGGAGGGGGGAUCUACAGUGGGCAGAAUCAUUCUGAUACAUAAUGAUGAAAUCAGGGCUCUUGCUCGGUCUGUUGACGUUUACUAUGGUUCAGUGCUGUACAAUAUAACACUAGCAAAUAGAAACUUUUUGAACAUUGCAUUGUGUGUAAAUGUUUGUAUAAUGUUUACUCUUGCUUAAAAUAUUUAUUCUUCUAAUUUUGUCUAUGUUAUGAACUGCACACUGAAUACAUGAUGUAAAUAUUAUUUGUAACAGACUUUUCUAAUGUUCUGUAUUUCUUCGCCUGACGAAGAUCUCGCUGAUCGAAACAUUGCUGUUGUUAAUUAAUAAAAAGGGAAGAGUUAAA
Molecule: messenger RNA, 10660 nt
Organism: Myxocyprinus asiaticus (Chinese sucker)
Lineage: Eukaryota; Metazoa; Chordata; Actinopteri; Cypriniformes; Catostomidae
Gene: helz2a
Product: helicase with zinc finger 2a
Exons: 22
Coding region: 1-8058 (2685 amino acids)
Molecular function (GO): RNA binding; RNA nuclease activity; 5'-3' DNA helicase activity
Source: RefSeq, a predicted model, not a curated record